UUUAACAAUUUUGAAGCUGAAGGUCGUCGCACCAUAAGCUUUCAAUGGAGAAAGUCGGAGAGAAGAGCGAUGUCGAAGUGAAAGCUUCUCCGAAUCAUCAAAUGGAUGCGGAGGAAGAUGACGAGAAUGUGAAACAGCUUCAGGAGUGUUCUUCUCUCUAUCUUUCUCUACAGGAGUGCCUUAUUGAUAACGACAGGAAUUGGAAAUCUUGCCAGAAAGAGGUUCAAGCCCUGAAGGCAUGCAAUGAUAGGAGGAAGAAAUGAGGAAACACCGCCAGAUGAUACAUUUCGUGAAAUUAGGUUAUACUAUCAUCCAAACACACACUACUUACAAAUAACAAAAUAUCCAUCAUUUUCUGUAGGUCUAUGUAUUUGCACUUGCAAAUCAACCGAUGGUAACUCCAUCUGCUCUUGUUGGGAAAGAUUUGUGGAUUAGCAUAGCGACUGAGUUUUGGAUGAAUAUAAGUGCCUUCUUGCUGUUUUUCACUGAAGUAAACUAGAAAGAGAAAUGCACUUUGAUCU
Messenger RNA from Tarenaya hassleriana, 521 nucleotides. RefSeq lists its product as uncharacterized. Lineage: Eukaryota; Viridiplantae; Streptophyta; Magnoliopsida; Brassicales; Cleomaceae. The transcript is spliced from 3 exons. The record is from RefSeq and is a predicted model, not a curated record. Bases 45 to 263 code for a protein of 72 amino acids.